Messenger RNA from Closterium sp. Naga37s-1, 1206 nucleotides. Lineage: Eukaryota; Viridiplantae; Streptophyta; Zygnematophyceae; Desmidiales; Closteriaceae. The record is from the annotation of a GenBank genome assembly.
AUGGCGGCUGCGCCGCUGGGAGGUGUCCCGCCAGGCGCGGGCGGCGUGCAGCCCACAGCCGCGCAGGCGCCGAUGCCGCGGCUGCACAUGGUGCAGCCGCAACCGCACGCGCCGCAGCCGCAGACGCAGCCGCAUCCGCAGCAGCAGCAGGCGGGGCAGCAGAGGCGCGGGGCUUUGAAGCAGUUGGUGGUGGUGGUGGAGGGCACGGCGAGCAUGGGGCCGUCGUGGGCGCUGCUGCGACGCCUCUACCUGCACCCGCUGCUCAAGUGCGUUCCGCCUCCCACUAGGCUCUCACACCCGCUGCUCAAGUGCGUUCCACCUCCCACUAGGCUCUCACACCCGCUGCUCAAGUGCGUUCCACCUCCCACUAGGCUCUCACACCCGCUGCUCAAGUGCGUUCCACCUCCCACUAGGCUCUCACACCCGCUGCUCAAGUGCGUUCCACCUCCCACUAGGCUCUCACACCCGCUGCUCAAGUGCGUUCCACCUCCCACUAGGCUCUCACACCCGCUGCUCAAGUGCGUGCCGCCUCAGCGUCGCCCUGCUAUAGCGCGUCCCUGCAGGAGCGCCUCGCAUUCCCGAUCCACUCACUCCUCUCCUCUCCUCUCCUCUCCUCUCCUCUCCUGCUCUUCUCGUCUUUUCCCCUCCAAUUCUUGCUCUCCUCAUCGCAUCCCUGUCCUGUCCUCGCUCCGUUCCCCUCCUUGCCUCGGCCUCCGCUGUUCCCUCCGUUCCCCUGCCCUUCCCCAAAUUUCCAUUCCCCCCCUCCGUCCCCUUUUCUCCCUCCCCCUGCCCUCCGUCCCCUUCCCACCCCCCUGCCCUCUACCCCCUGCCCACCCCCCCACCUCUGGCCCCAACCCCCGAUCUUCCCCCCGUCUCUCCGCGCAUGCCAUGGUCGCCUCGCCAGGGCCUUCUGUGGCGUCGACUCUCUUACACAGGGCGGGCACAGCAGCGGUGGAGCUGGCUCUCGUGGUCUACCACUCGCACGGCUCCUUCUCACGUGCGCCCGAUCUGUCAUGCACAAUGCUUAAUGCACGCACCCACUCUCACCUGCGCCCUUCUCAGCUGCGCCACGUUGCCCCUGCUAGAUGCAUCCUACCCUCCUUUCCUCUCCUCCUCUUCCAUUUGCAGCCUCUCGUUUCUUCCACACACCCUCCACCCGCCCUUAUUCAAACACCCUCCUCCACACCACACUUCAGACGCCCUUGA